GUCAAAAAAGUAAACAAAUAUACGGCGUGCUAUCGCCAUUUGGAGAAACUGUUCCGAACGAAAUCAAUUUCCUUUCCGGAUGGAAACGAUCGCUUCGAACCGAUACGAUAGAUUUGGCCCUUGGUAGAAUGUCAAACACGGCAACCGGUAGCGAUGGACCAGGACCAGUGAAAAAGUCCACGGAGAAAGGUGAACGCAAGCGAAACCGCACCGACGGUGUUGGUGGCUCGGCCGGACAAGGAGGCAGCAGCACCACCAAACAGUUCCAGCGCAAACCAACCGAUCGUCAUAAGGUUAGGAACCGGGUUCUGCCAAAGUACUUUACGCGCGAGAACGACAUAUACGUGACGUACAAGUCCGAUUUUACGUAUCAAUUCAAAACUUGUCUCGAUAUCCUCAACUCCUCCAUCGGUGAAGUGUUCCUGCACUGUACCGGGCGCGCGAUCAACCGCGGCAUAAACCUUGCGCUAAGGAUAAAGGCCCAAUAUCCCGAAGCGUUCGAGUACGAAGCGAACACGUCCCAGAUUGCCAUUACGGAUGACUUGCAUCCGCUGCACGACGAGGACGACUUUAUGGUGCAGCGGCGCAUGAACUCGUGUCUUCACAUUCGGAUGUACCGCACGAUUAAGGUGACAUAAUCGGCCGCUGCGGAAGACGGACAGCUCGAGGCACAUCGAAACGGCACGAACGUAAGAACUAAAGCAGCAGCAGCAGCAUCAUGUCGGAGGAGGUAGAAAUUAAGACUUACUUUAAGCUGGUCGACGUUGUGAAAUGGAUCGGCAUAACACAGUUCGAAAUAUUGGUCAAUCUGAUAGCGUUUCUCGUGUUCACGAUCGUGCUCACGGUGAAAGCAUCGAGCGGCGAGCUGACCGGAACGCUGACGGUCAACCAGUGGUUGACCGUGUUUUCGCCAAUGUUUUGCGGCGAUUUCUGUAACAUCUACUUCUGCAUCAUCGUCGGCAUCCGGAUGUACUUGGGCAACAAGCACCGGCAGGCGAUGCAUCGGUUAGUCUGGAGCAUUCCCUCGCUGCUGCUGACGGCCGGCUUCAAGUACCUGGUGUGCAUGAAGCUGUCCGGGUUGAUACAGCUCGAGUACAGCGAGGUGUUUUCGCCCAUCUUUGUGCUGUUGCAGAUGGUCGCGGUGAAGGCGUGCCAGUACAACCAGCAGUCCUGAUCAAACGCCAACCAAGCGCGCCGUGAGCUGCUAUCGUUCGGCAACGAUGUCGUUCUGGGUACCAUCGUCAUACAGUGAAAUGCGUGCAUGCAUUAGGGGGGGGUUUAAGGGGGGUGGCAGCACCCGCUAUGAGUAAUGUAAAGUAAUUAAUAAACCCAAUCUGAUCCUUUAA
Anopheles stephensi (Asian malaria mosquito) is the source of this 1346-nucleotide messenger RNA. RefSeq names its product transmembrane protein 203-like. Bases 129 to 638 code for a protein of 169 amino acids. The record is from RefSeq and is a predicted model, not a curated record. The transcript has 2 exons. Gene Ontology annotation, biological process: tRNA 5'-leader removal; intracellular calcium ion homeostasis. Lineage: Eukaryota; Metazoa; Arthropoda; Insecta; Diptera; Culicidae. Gene Ontology annotation, cellular component: endoplasmic reticulum; nucleus; nucleolar ribonuclease P complex. Gene Ontology annotation, molecular function: nucleic acid binding.